CUGUGUUACAAGUCUCGGCAUAUUGCAUCUUAAGAUUAGGGUUUCAUUGGAUCUCGAAGCGGAUGCAUAGAACAAACCCCGGACCUCCGUUCCACCCUAAAAUACCUCUUUGGUUCUCUCUCCGCCUAAUCCCUGAUCGUCGUCUCACUGCCGUCUCUCUUCCAAAAUCGCCGACUUAAAAACCCCCCCCUUGCUCGCCGGAACAAGUGCAGCGACAUGCAGGUGGUCUCGAAAGCUCGCCGGCUAGCUAGGGUCUUGAGGCCGCCGGCGGCUAUUCUCUGCCCUGACCCCCGAUUCCAAACGCCUCUAGUCGGCGCCCCCCACUCUUGUCUCCAAUCUCGCAAUCACGGCACACUCUGGUUCUCAGGAAUUGGUAAUGUCUCGUGUGUGCCAUCAGCAUUGAAUGUUUCGCAGAUAAUAUUGCAAAGUGGGCCGUUCUUGGUGAUGACCACGACAAUGGUGGCGAAGGUAUCGUAUUCUUCGAGAGCAAGCUUCAAAGAGGGCAAUCCAACAGAGGCCGUUAAGGAAUUGUAUGACAAAAUGCUUACAUCUCUGGCAGAGAAAAGAACCAUGCCUCCAAAUGCUUGGCUGUGGUCCCUCAUUGAAAAUUGCUCCAACCACGAUGAUGUUAAGCAUCUAUUUGACAUUUUGCAGCGUCUUCGAAUGUUUAGACUUUCAAAUCUUCGCAUUCAUGCAGAUUUCAAUUGCAAUCUUUGCAGAGAAAUUACUAAAACAUGUGUUCGAGUGGGAGCCAUUGAUUUUGGCAAGAAGGCACUGUGGAAGCAUAAUGUCUAUGGACUGUCUCCUAGUAUUGGAUCUGCUCACCAUUUACUGUUGUAUGCUAAACAGCGCAAUGAUGUUAAACUUAUGAUAGAGGUCAUGAAACUUCUGAAAAGGAAUGACCUACCAUUGCAACCUGGCACAGCAGACAUUGUUUUUAGCAUUUGUUACGACACAGAUAAUUGGGAGUUGAUUUCGAAGUAUUCAAAAAGGUUCAUCAAGGCUGGAGUCAAACUGCGGCAAACUUCAUUUGAUGUAUGGAUGGACUUUGCUGCAAAAAGAGGAGAUGUUGAUUCUUUGUGGAAAAUUGAAAAGUUGAGGUCAGAAUCCAUGAAGCAGCACACUCUUGUGAGUGGGUUUUCAUCUGCCAAGGGUUUUCUACUUCAAGGUAAGCCCGAGGAUGCUGCUGCAAUAAUUCAAGUCCUCAAUGAGACUCUAUCUGAAGCAAAGAAGCCUGGCAUCACGGUUGAGCUUCAAAAACUGGUCAGUGAGUGGCCCUUGGAGGUCAUAAAGCGUCAAAAAGAAGACGACAGGAAGGAACUGGCUGCUGCUUUGCAAAAUCAUAUUCUGGCCAUGGUUAGAUCCAUGCUAAACAUGGGCCUAGAGGUGGCGAAUGUAAAUAUGGAAGACCUAACGAUGAAAGAUGGGGUUCCCUGUUAAAUUUGUUCGUCCAAGCAAGUUAAGUUUUGAGAGCCUGAAGUCCAUAUUCAACCUUCGCACCAGAAAAACAGCAAAGGAAAUGAGUUCUAGUUACGGCCGCCACUGAACGCACCUGGGAUUGACUGCCCUCUCUAUACGGGGAGAUUGAUUCUUGCCUACCCGACAAAAAUCCCCCAACACAUGAAGUGGUCAUUUGUUGUUCUGGACGUAUGUCUAUUAAUCAACUUCUUUUUCUUUCAACGAGUCGGUCAUCUAUUCAUACUGAAAAAUGAAAAAUAUCUGGGGGCGGGGCAGGUUCUAUCUGGAUCUUUUAACAUACAAUAAUCCAAUUUUGCAGUGCUAGUGCAAACAAGGUCCAUUUUUGCAGCGUUAGAACUUUCAUUUGUUUGUAUGGUUGGAGAUAUUGAUUGAUGUCAAUUCCCUUUUUAAGAC
This is a messenger RNA of Diospyros lotus (date-plum), 1872 nucleotides long. RefSeq lists its product as uncharacterized. The transcript has 11 exons. Gene Ontology annotation, molecular function: protein binding. The record is from RefSeq and is a predicted model, not a curated record. The coding region runs from base 217 to 1440 and encodes 407 amino acids. NCBI's taxonomy places the organism in Eukaryota, Viridiplantae, Streptophyta, Magnoliopsida, Ericales, Ebenaceae.